Molecule: messenger RNA, 2634 nt
Organism: Tribolium castaneum (red flour beetle)
Lineage: Eukaryota; Metazoa; Arthropoda; Insecta; Coleoptera; Tenebrionidae
Gene: Pex6
Product: Peroxin 6
Exons: 9
Coding region: 157-2463 (768 amino acids)
Biological process (GO): protein import into peroxisome matrix
Cellular component (GO): peroxisomal membrane; cytosol
Molecular function (GO): ATP binding; ATP hydrolysis activity
Source: RefSeq, a predicted model, not a curated record
AACCCAACUUUUGCAACUCCACAGGUGUUAACAAAGUGUUCUAAUAAUAAACAAUUAUGACUUAAUUGUGGUAUAAAGUGACCAGUUUUGUUAAAUUUAACUUAAGUGAGAUAAAAAAUGCAACUGACAUUGUGUUGGCAAGUUGAGUAGUCCAAAAUGAGUAAGCAAAAAGACCUCCGGUUUUUGGUGUAUUUGGCCAAAAUUGCCUACCCAAGACACAAUUCGUACUGUUUUAUCAUCUACAUGAUUGUAAACUACUGUGAUAUUUUGAAGCAACAGCAAAUAUUUACGUUGCGAGGUGUUAGUAGCGAAUUUUUGAACAACUUUGUUGGUGGGACUGUUUUGGACAUUGAUAACACGAUAGUUGCGAAUGAUAACGUUGAACAAACUUGUAUUAAAUACGUUGUCGUUAAAGACACCACGAGGAAGGUUAAUUUAAUUACGAAAAAAUUUGACACCAAAUUUGUAGCGUUGUUGAGUUACAAUUUGUUGUAUAACUUGAAGGGGGCUAUAACUUGCAGUUUUAAGAACUGUCAGGGAAACCUCCAAUUUGCCGAUGAAGUCGAGUUGUCUUUGGUCAAUUCGGCUUGUGAGUGGAGCCAUUUUGCAGUUGACUGUUGUUUAAAAAAUUUCUUUGAUGUUCCAAAAUUAUUACAUCAUGGAGAUUUGAUAAGUAUAAGUUUGAAAGAAUAUGGAAAAGAAGUUUUUUACCAAACAAAUAAAAUUGCAAACAUCGAUCAGACGUUACACUUUAAAUGUAAUAAAAUAUUUUAUUCGGGGGCCAACGUGGACGGUGGUUAUUUGUGUUCGAAGAAAACUACCGUAAAACAAGCCACAAAUAUUCAAAGUUUUGUUCCAAAUUUAGAAAAUUCACUACCAAGUGCCUUAGACACGUAUUUGGCGGACUUACGGAGAGCUGUUUUUCCGUUUAUGAAGCAAAAGAAAAAUAAAUUUUUGCCGGUUUUUCUACUCGAAGGGCGCAGAGGUAGUGGCAAAAGUUUGUUGGUUAAAUGUUUGGCUUCCACGCAAGGGAUGCAUUUGUACACAAUCAGUAAUUUUGACGUUACUGCGACCACUUACGCCCAAAAUGAGACGAAAUUGCGAAAUAGUUUUUUUGCUGCGAAAAUGGCCGCCCCCUCCAUCUUGCAAAUAAAGAAUUUUGAGAAUUUUGGGAAAAAUAACGAAGGACAAUAUGACGAACGUCUGAUUAGUUAUUUUACAACUGAAGUCAAAACUCUCUUCGAAAGCAAUUCAUUUCCGUUGAUUCUAAUCUGCUGUAGCAGCGAUAAAAAUAUUCCGAUCGAACUCAAACGAACUUUUCUGAAAACUUUCGAAAUAAAAGCACCAAACGACCAAGAAAGAGAAAAAAUAUUAAACUGGAUUUUAAAAAGCCAAGAUGUAACGACUGAUAUUGACAUGAGCGAGAUUGCCAACAAAACGCACGGUUUUUUGUUCGAGGACUUGCAAACCUUGGUUCAUUAUGCUAUGACAGAUUUCACUAACGAAAAAAAAUCAGCGGAGAGAUGUGUUGUGUCUCAGGAUUAUUUUUUCCGGGCUUUGGACUUGAUGCAAUCGAAUUAUAGCGAGAGUUUGGGGGCGCCAAGAGUGCCUCAAGUCAAGUGGUCAGACGUUGGCGGUUUAACCGAAGUGAAGGAAGAAAUAAUUAAAACGAUAAAAUUGCCGCUGAAACACUCCGAGCUUUUGAAAACGACCGGAUUGAAGCGAUCCGGGAUUUUGCUUUACGGCCCUCCGGGCACCGGAAAAACUCUAAUCGCCAAAGCGGUCGCCACCGAAUGCGGUUUAUGUUUUUUGUCAGUCAAAGGCCCCGAAUUGUUGAAUAUGUAUGUGGGCCAGUCGGAGCAAAACGUGCGCGAGGUGUUUGAGAAGGCGCGUGACGCCUCCCCGUGCAUAAUUUUUUUCGACGAACUGGACUCUCUGGCCCCCAAUCGGGGCGCUUCCGGUGAUUCCGGCGGCGUGAUGGACAGGGUGGUUUCGCAGCUUUUGGCGGAAAUGGACGGUUUGAAUCAAACCGGCACUGUUUUUAUCAUAGGAGCAACAAAUAGGCCAGACUUGAUCGAUCCGGCACUUCUAAGACCGGGAAGAUUUGAUAAGUUGCUUUAUGUGGGACCGUGCAUCGAUCGCGAUUCGAAAAUUGCCGUUCUGACUGCCUUAACACGAAAGUUUACGCUGGAAAAUGACAGUUUGAUAGCGGAAGCGGUUGAUUUGUGCCCGGAAAAUUUCAGUGGCGCCGAUUUUUAUGGCGUUUGCUCGAGUGCAUGGAUGGCUGCAGUAAGGCGAUUUGUGAAGACUUUGGAGGAAGGGAAAAAUGACAGAAAUAGCGCCACAGCAAGCGACGUAAUCGUGACUCUCGACGACUUUAAGCUCGCUAUCAAGACCAUCAAGCCAUCAAUUAGGCAAGAAGACUUGGAAUACUAUAAUAAACUGAAGUCCGAUUUUAAAUAAAAAUUGUGUCACAACCUUGGCCGCACAUUGUGCACACAGUAAAUAGAAAAUAAAAGUGCAAACAGCAAAGGUCACGGCUGGUGGUUGGAGCAGUUUGUUCUACAAUCAAUUAAUUGUUGGUUUUUAUGUAAAAAAUGGAAUGUGUCUGGGUUAAUAAAUGAUGAGUUGGUA